Messenger RNA from Scaptodrosophila lebanonensis, 404 nucleotides. RefSeq names its product diptericin A-like. NCBI's taxonomy places the organism in Eukaryota, Metazoa, Arthropoda, Insecta, Diptera, Drosophilidae. The transcript has a single exon. Bases 4 to 339 code for a protein of 111 amino acids. Gene Ontology annotation, cellular component: extracellular region. Gene Ontology annotation, biological process: defense response to bacterium. The record is from RefSeq and is a predicted model, not a curated record.
AAAAUGCAGGCCACAUUUGUUAUUCUACUAUUUGCCAUCUCUGCUGUGCUGGCCUAUCCAUCGUCCUACGAGUUCGAUGAGCCACAGGAAGGGCCCGAUUACUAUGCGGAUGCGGAUGUGGCUUUGAGUCGAGUGCGUCGUCAACUCAAUGUGCAAGGUGGUGGCAGUCCAGGCAAAGGCAUCGACUUGAGUGUGCAAGGACGUGCUCCUGUCUGGCAGAGCAACAACGGUCGCCACUCCUUCGACGUGACCGGCCAAUAUGGACAACAUUUUGGUGGUCCCUAUGGCAACAGCCGUCCCAGUUGGGGUGCUGGUGGUGCUUACACUUUUCGAUUUUAAAUGAAAGCCAAAGACAAAAUAUUGUAUUCGUAUAUUGUAAAUAAAACAAAUUUAAUUUAUAUAUA